UGCAACUCGCGGCUCCGCUCUUCUUCUGCAAUUUUCACUAACUGAUGCUUCUGUGCGGAGUUGUGCGGCUCUUCCUGAAACGGUCUCCUGUCCACUUGCUUCGUUGCUGUAUAGAACGUUCUGUUCACAGUAUUGCAGUGUCCACAAUGUCACAGACUAAAGAACUUUUUAGAAGAGCAGAAGCUGUCUGUUUUGACGUGGACAGCACAGUCAUCAAAGAAGAAGGCAUCGAUGAACUGGCGAAGUUCUGUGGCGUGGGGGACGCCGUCACUGAAAUGACCCGUAAAGCCAUGGGUGGCUCGAUGACUUUCAAAUCAGCUCUGACUGAGCGCCUCGCCAUCAUCAAAUGUUCCAGAGAACAGGUCAACAAACUGAUUACAGACCACCCGCCACAGCUGACCCCAGGUAUCAGGGAACUUGUGGACCGUCUACACCAGCGCAACAUCAAGGUGUUCCUCAUCUCAGGUGGCUUCCGCUGCAUUGUGGAACACGUGGCCACUCAGCUAAACAUUCCUCUAGAAAACGUCUACGCCAACCGACUCAAGUUCUACUUCAACGGUGAGUACGCCGGAUUUGACGAGAGCCAACCGACAGCAGAGAGCGGAGGCAAAGGAAAAGUAAUUAGCAUGCUGAAGGAAAAGUACGGCUUCAAGACAGUGGUGAUGAUUGGAGAUGGAGCCACUGAUCUAGAGGCCUGCCCUCCCGCUAAUGCCUUCAUUGGAUUUGGUGGCAAUGUUGUGAGGCCACAGGUUAAAGAAAUGAGUUUGUGGUAUGUCACAAGUUUUGGAGAGCUGCUGAAAGAAAUGGAAAAGAUUUGAAUAUUCUAGAGUACAUUUACUCUUUUUAUGAUUUUUUUUUUUUUUAACUUUACUAAUGUUAUUUGCACCAAAAGUUGUGUAUGUGAUGGUUUUAUCCAUUGUGCACACUCCCUUUAAGUCAACAAAUUUUAAAUCAUUGACCAUGUUUACUAUAGUUCGACCAAUUCUACCCUUCAUGUGGUUUCUGCCAUCUUGAUUUUCUUUACUAGACCAUACUAUGUGUGGAGGUUAAACAUGUAACAUUUGUGUUUUGGGCACUUUUUACAUACGACUUACUCCUACACAAUACACAAUGGGAAGUGCAAUGUAAAAAGAAUUGCAAUCGGUCAUGUGAGUGACAGGCUGCAUUGAAUUAUGUGUAAAGACUGAGUAUUAAACACAAAUAUUGUUGCUUGAA
Molecule: messenger RNA, 1215 nt
Organism: Hippocampus comes (tiger tail seahorse)
Lineage: Eukaryota; Metazoa; Chordata; Actinopteri; Syngnathiformes; Syngnathidae
Gene: psph
Product: phosphoserine phosphatase
Exons: 6
Coding region: 45-818 (257 amino acids)
Biological process (GO): dephosphorylation; L-serine biosynthetic process
Cellular component (GO): cytoplasm
Molecular function (GO): magnesium ion binding; L-phosphoserine phosphatase activity
Source: RefSeq, a predicted model, not a curated record